GCGAGAACGGGUAUGGAUGCUUCAUAGCACCAGGCUGGAGCAAUUUGAUGACCCACCCAUCUGAUCCGCAUUCUCUAGCAUCGGUGAAACUCAUUCACACCACACGCCAUAUUACCAAGAGCACACCAAGAACGCACGCCGACGAGGAGGGAUGCUCCUCUUUCCUCAGGCCAUCAACCUGCCUAACACACAAUCAAGGCCUUGCAUUACACGGGUUGAUAGUCAGGGCGGUCAGGGCGGCACCUCUAUAUAAUGGAUCGCCCCGAGCCUGGGCUGAUCAAAUGGUCGCCCAUCGCUGGCCAUGACAGGUUCAUCCACAUCAACCUGCAGCAUCGGGUGGUCCAACUGUACGAGCCUAAUGGGUUUGCAAAUAAUGGCCGCUUCGAAUACAAACAGCUCUGCAAGCACGACAACUUCCCGGCUCUCACUACCUAUGACUGGUCGCCUGCCCUUCCCGGCCUUCUGGCCGUCGGAGGUCAGAAUGGUGGUGUGAACCUACUGAGGAUAGACGACAACUCGAACGACUGCAUCGAACUAGGGCUUAAGAUGACUAGGAUGUGUCAAGCCGUGUCGUUUAACACUCAGGGACGGCUUGCCGUCGGCCUGGAGCGCGUCCGCUUGGACCAAAGCCUGCACAUUUGGGACGUCAGCCGACUCGCCUCGAUGAGCAAGUCUGUCAAGGGAUUCCCCAAGGACAUCGUUCCCUUCGCCGAGCCCUUGCUCCGACUAGAGCCUACUGCUUCCAUCUCGAGCGUCAAGUUUUUCGAGGACAGCCCCGAAACCCUGGUUAUCGGCCUCAAGGCACAGGGGCUGCGCCUCUAUGACCUCCGGGAUCCAACUGGCAGCUUGGCGAUCCAGUAUUCCACACGUUGCAACAACAAUCUCGCCAUAGACUAUGCGGACCAGAACUACUUCGCUUCCUCUGCACUUGACCAGCCGGGAGUCUUUGUCUGGGAUCGACGCGCCACCGGUCGUCCCGUCGCUUCGCCCGCCUAUCUACAGGCGAUCGACGAGGAGGAUGUGAGUUGGGGCGGGGCCUUGUGCCUUUGGGAUGCCGUUAAGAACGACGAAGAACCAUCAUUGACCGACAGCAAGCAUUCGCUUGUUCGCUCCCUGCGGUACUGCCGUGACCGUCGCGGCUUGCUGGCCGUCCUCACCCGAACCGGUCAGUUGAAGGUGAUGCAGACGGACAAGGAGCCAACCCCCCCACAGGAUCGACUAGCCGGAAGUCCCGAGCUCCUGCAGGUCCAACGAUCGUACGAAAUGGAUGUACACUUCUCGGACCCUAAAAGAAAGAACGAGAGGAUUGUCUCUUUUGACUGGGUCACCCUUCCGUAUCCUUCUCUUCAGCCUCGACUUCUCGUACUACGUGCAAAUGGAUCGCUUGAGAUUCUUGAGCAGCCGUCAUGCGCCUCGGAUCACCUGUACAAAUUGACACCGUGGCAAGCGCCUCACCGGGGUCUCGACGAAGGUGCCUCCUACCACGACCUCAUGCGCUUUGAGCCGUCACAGUGCACCCAGAUGUAUGGUCCCCUGCUCGUCGAGCAGGCGUUGGCCGAUGUUCCCAUUUUCGGGCCGGAUAAAGCCAAUGUGUCCUUCAUGAUCGAGAAGACGUUGCAGUCCCCUUCUUCAGAGGCGGACAUCCAACUCGCAAGACCCUUGCAUCCCGAUCCAUUGUUAUCAACUCCCAUGGGUGACCGGCCCAUUGCUGAGCGUCUGCGAGUAACCAGGAAGACCCUGAGGCUCCAUAACAAAACCAGACACAGCGAGGCGGGAGGGAUGGAGACUGCGGUCGACGGCCUUAACGAUCGGCUCCAGGACUCCUCCAUUUCUCCAGACAGGCCGGCAUCCUGCUCGCAAAUGCACGAGGAACUUCUCUCAAUUUUACCCCAAGCUGAGCAGCUUUCAUCGGAAGUACAGUCCGAUGUUGACCACGUGAUGUUGCUGCGUGCUAAGGAGAGGUAUCUCUUGGAUCCUGUGAGGAAUAGGAACGUAGUGUCGGAUGACCUCUGGCUACGAUACCUUUGGGAUUGGGUUGCUGGUGCCGAGGCCGCUGCUGAGGAUAGCGGGAUGAAGCUGAGCCCUUUGGACUUGAGCUACAUGGGUGUUGCUACGAUAUGGGCAAAUGAUCUUGGACGGCACCCGUGGACAAGGCUUCCCGAUGGUGUACAGUCACCCGAAGCUAUCAUCUGGGAGAAAUGCAUCGGCAGCAUUUGCAAGAAGCGACGCCUUCCGAAAUACCAGGGCGUCCCGACCAAGCGCCCGUUUCAUAGGCAGCUUUGUUUGGAUAUUUGUACGUGGGGUGAUGCCACGAGGCACGAGGCGGACGAAUCUGAACCGAAGGAGGCGGGCGACGACUAUCCAGCGGCAAAGCACACGAUGGAGACGGCAAGAGCCCUGUUCCGAGGUGACAUGGAUGCGGCAGUUCAGAUCCUCAAGAAGGCCAGUACGACACAUCCGGAACUCCUGUUCGUCUCCUUAGCCCUCCAACUCAUCGGGCGGGGAAAUAGACGGCUCGCGAAGGAGCAGCUCGAUUUCGACGAAGCCGUGGCUUCCAAGACGGACCCGUACUUGAGGGCCAUCUCGUCCCUCAUCGCAACGGGGGACUGGACAGCUAUUGCGAACCAGGCUUCGCUUCCGCUCUCGGAUCGGGCUUACGUGGCCGUCCGGAACAUGGAUGACGAGCGCCUCACGCAGUGGAUCCAGGAACAGGUUUCUGUGGCUAUGAAAACGGGGGAUAUCGAGGGAAUCGUCCUGACGGGAAUCACCGACCAGAUGGUGGAUAUUUUCGCCAACUACGUGGGCAAGUCCAACGACGUCCAGACGGCGACGCUGAUCAUGUCCAUCUGCGCACCCCGGUAUAUCGAUGACUACCGGUGUCUGGCGUGGCGAAACGCCUACCGCGCAUAUCUUCAGCGACACAAGGCCUUCUACUUGCGCACCAAGUUCGAGGUGGAGAGCACGAAGAGGAGCAAGCGCGACGGCCGGCCGACGAUUAAGCCCCCUUCGCGACAGAUCGCGCUACGGUGCGUCUACUGCGACGCCGAGACGACUUUGCCAUCAUCGCAUACCGGAUCCACGUCUGGGCACCCGCCCGGAGUGGGAGCGCCAGACACGCGGAACCCGCUCAUGGUGACGGGGAUCAACGCGGGGGUCAGUUGCCCCAACUGCGGGCGUCAUCUGCCCCGCUGCGUGGUGUGCCUGGAGGUCGUGGGCAUCCCGCGAUCAGACCGGCCCGAAGCGGCGGCGGACAUGGACACGCGCAUGGCGGCGCGAUUCCCGACGUUCUGCCUCAAGUGCGAACAUGUCAUGCAUCUGGACCAUGCGAGGCAGUGGUUUGCGAGACACGUGGAGUGUCCGGUUCCCGAGUGUCGAUGCCAGUGCAAUUUCAGGGCCAACCCGGAGCUGAAUUACCACUGAUGUCAAUUGUUCUCGGGGAGGUUUUGGCAAUACUGGCACUUUUCGUGCCGCUCCUUGGGCGUGGGUUUCUGGUUGUCUUUUAUUUUCUCUUCUCUUUUUUCUUCUUUCUUCUUUCUUUUUUUUUUCUUUCUUUUAUUUCUUUUCUGGCCAUGUGCUGGCUCUGUUCAGAAGAGCGGAAGGAAGCCUUGCUAAGUGGAGGAAUCGGCGUUGGGUGUACGUACCUGAUGAAUUGCUGGGAUAACGCGUAUGGUCUCAUCGGAACAAGUCUAUGAGACCAAGAGGUACGGCGGGCGUGGAUGAGUUGCUCACCCUCCGGCAUCCAUUUCUGCUUCGUAUUUUUAUUUUCGUCUAGAGACCAUAGGAAGUCGCGGCGACGAAGCAGAAGGAGCGAGGACUUAAUUAUUGCUUUGGCUCCGGGUACAAUGAGACAUAUAAUCAAUCACAGGUAGCUCAUGAGUUCAUGCUCCAGUGUCUAUAGGUGCGG
Sodiomyces alkalinus F11 is the source of this 3904-nucleotide messenger RNA. RefSeq names its product WD repeat domain-containing protein. Gene Ontology annotation, molecular function: protein binding. Lineage: Eukaryota; Fungi; Ascomycota; Sordariomycetes; Glomerellales; Plectosphaerellaceae. Gene Ontology annotation, cellular component: cytoplasm. Gene Ontology annotation, biological process: positive regulation of TORC1 signaling. Bases 253 to 3420 code for a protein of 1055 amino acids. The transcript is spliced from 4 exons. The record is from RefSeq and is a predicted model, not a curated record.